This is a messenger RNA of Durio zibethinus, 1113 nucleotides long. The record is from RefSeq and is a predicted model, not a curated record. Lineage: Eukaryota; Viridiplantae; Streptophyta; Magnoliopsida; Malvales; Malvaceae.
AUGUCUGCAAAACAACAAAAAGAAAACCAGGGAUUGUGUUUGACGCUUAUUUCUCAGCAAAAGCGACACUUCAACACACAUACAUACAUACGAUAUACUUCAACAGGCUCUUUCUCUCAAAAAGUGGAUUCUUCAAUGGAGAAUUCAUCAAUCAGAGAGUUGCCUGAACUGGGAAUGGAGGAUCCUUACUUAUUCAAUCAGUGGCAUAUGUCUCUUGAUGAGCUCAGCAUCCUCCCACUAGCAACUGAGAACUUGCAGCACUCUUUCUCUAAUAACUAUCCGACCGCAUUUAACCUCAAAACUUCUGUUGAAACUUCUCACACUGGCAUUGAUAGACCUUCAAAACAGCUUAAAACCAACAGCUGGAAUUCAUGCAAAACUGAUACAGCCGAUAUAUCAAACCUUCAAGUUGAUUUUGUUCCAGACACUCUCCCAUUUGCCAGUUCCAACGACAUAAAUCCAGUGGGCAACGUGAAGCCUAAAGAAAAGGCCGCAUGUUCUCGGAAUCCCAUUGGAAGCCAAAAUUAUGUGCUUAAGGGUUGCCAUGGAGCUAAAAGGGUUAGCACAAGCAAUAGAAUUUCUCAGGCACAAGAUCAUAUCAUGGCAGAAAGGAAUCGGCGAGAAAGGCUCAGCCAGAAGUUCAUAGCUUUGUCUGCUAUAGUUCCUGGCUUAAAGAAGAUGGACAAGGCUUCUGUGCUUGGAGAUGCUAUCAUGUAUCUGAAACAACUGCAGGAGAAAGUUAAGACACUAGAGGAGCAGAUUAGGAAGAAAUCAAUGGAAUCAGUACUUUUUGUGAAGAAAUCUCAACUCUUGGCUGACAUUGAUGAACUUUCCUCGGAUGAAAAUAUCAGUGGCCCUUUUGAUGUGCCACUACCAGAAAUUGAAGCAAGAUUUUGCGACAAAAGUGUUCUCGUAAGAAUUCACUGUGAGAAAAGAAAAGGAAUUUAUGAGAAAAUCAUGUUUGAAAUCGAGAAAUGUCACCUAACAAUCAUCAAUAGCAAUGUCAUGACAUUUGGGAGUUCCACUCUUGACAUUACUAUUUUUGGUCAGAUGGAUAUGGAAUUCUGCAUGACAAUAAAGGAUCUCGUGAAGAAGCUGCGUGCAGCUUUUUAA